This is a messenger RNA of Exophiala xenobiotica, 2771 nucleotides long. RefSeq lists its product as uncharacterized. The record is from RefSeq and is a predicted model, not a curated record. The transcript has 5 exons. Lineage: Eukaryota; Fungi; Ascomycota; Eurotiomycetes; Chaetothyriales; Herpotrichiellaceae. The coding region runs from base 541 to 2337 and encodes 598 amino acids.
CCAGUUUGGGGCGUGUCACGGUCGAAGAUCGUGGCUUUCAGUCACAGAAUAGAACGUCGUGAAUACCUGAUGAGUCUAGCAAUGACCGAGGGCCGAGUCAGUUACCAAUUGGUUGUGGAGCUGUACCAUGGGAAACGCUCUACCAUGGACCUUACUAGUACCCGUUUCGCGUCCGGGUGUACAGCAUUCAAAUUCCCGCCCCAAGAAUAAACGGCGUCGGAAGUGUUGUCAUGGUUCUGCACAGGUUAAACUGAGCUUCUCUUGUCCAAGCCAUCCGAGCAAAUCCUCACGCAAGAGAAGAGCCUUGCCCUGGUGCAAAUUUUCAUCAACGCCUCAUUGGCAUGCAUCGCCCAUACUCGGGAACUCAUUCCAUGGACAUCGCCCUGCUUUCGUGUUCGAUACAUUGAGCAGAUCAAUGCCGUCGUUGAUGCUGACGAGGUCGACUUGUACGCAGCCUUCAAAGCUCUCGAAGGAAAGUCGACGGACUCUGGUCAGGAAAUACGAUUUCUCGUGCGUGGAGGUCACACAAGAGCUGACCAGAUGCUCGAAAUGCUGGAAGAUGGCAUCUUCGAAGCUCUCCAGCGCAGCUAUCUGGACACCCUACAAGUCUUCAUCACCAAAGCUGUAGAACCUCGAGCCGUACUCGAAACCUACUCAUUUGCCUUCAAGUAUGUUGACGGUCGUCUCAAUAGCAUCGAGCUAGCUCCUACAAGUCGUGCCUUGGUGCUCGAGAAUUUCCAAAAGAGCUUCAAAUCAGUCAUACGUGCUCUGCUUCGUUCUUUGAAAGAUCUGCCUCACCUACCAGCACACCGGAGGCUGGGAAUGAGCCUCAUCUACAACGACGACUGUCCACCAAGCUAUCAGCCCCCUGGCUUUGUCGAUCAACAAGACUUUCCAGACGAGGCCGGCGAUAAGAUUUGUAAUACGCUGUGGGAUGAUGGUUGGAAUAUGGUUGGAAAGCUCGAGACCGGACAUCAUCAGGUCGCUGUUGGAGUCCGCUCUCUUCAUUCUGAAGAGGCGAUCUCGUCCGUGGACCCACAUGACACGGCCAUGAGCAAGCAAUUGCAAGCCAUGCAAAAGACUUCCUCGCAGCCAACUACGAAUCUUAUCUCCACCCUCAGGGACUCUGGUUCUAGACGGAAACGGGCGGAUAAUGUCCCAAUUCCAGCCAAGCGUGUAAAAGUGGCACAUGGUCAAGGAGUUCAAGAAGACGGAGUCCAGAGACAAUUUGACAGCAACCGGCAGGCUGAAGAGACAGAUGACCCGAAACAUGUCAGUGCCACAGGCAUUGUCCAGCAGAACAGUAUGGGGUCCAGCAAUGCCUCAGUCAAUCCACCACGACGAUCAACCGUCGACCAUCCGAGACGCUUGGUCACGAGCAAACUCGCACAAAUUCUGACUCAUUGCUACGCUAUUCAACGUUGCGUGACUGGCGUCAGCCCUGUUUUCGACGAGAACUUGCUGGCUGGGGGGACGAUCAAAAGGCGCUUACGGUCGUCAAGAAUCAAGUGUGAGUGUGGAGGCCGACAUAGGUCGAAAGACAUGCUUUUCUGCGAAGUUUGCAACAGCUGGCAGCACCGAGAGUGCUACGGCUUUGAUGUCGAUACCUCUGAAUCACAUCUCCUUGGACAUAGGUUUUGCUACACCUGUUUGCUGUUUCCAGAAGCACAGGUCGGCUGCUACCUCCCCUCGUACAUCAUUCUCAUGCGAACUGCGGUUUUGCGGUUUAUGGACGUCGAGCAACAGGGAAUUCUGCUGUACAAGGAUGGCUUCCAUAGGAUGCUCGAUCCGUGCAACUUUGCGGAGCGGACUCUGGACAAGGCGCUGGCUGAUCUGGUAGAAGAACAGAUUCUUUUGCCCGGAGACAAGCAGUCAUGGCAGCUACAAACUCUGAACAAAGAUGAACUUCAAGGCGUCCAGAAGUUUUUGGACCCUUUUGCAUACAUUGAGCAUCUCUACGAGAACGUUGUUGACCAGACACUUCCAUCGAAGAGGACAGCGUUGCUCGCCAAUGAGCUCAAAAAAUGCGCGAAAGGUUGCGACUUCACUGCUGCUGAAGGCUGUCACGAGUUUAUCACAUACGACGAUUUCGACCAAAAGGUGUCCAGAUGGGGUUAUUACGAAGAGAUUUCUGUCUCGACAGGAGACACAUGUCUCACGGGACCUUCUCCGACAGUCCCGGUACUCCGUCGGAAGAUCAGCAUUUCCAGGACCUUGAUAGACAUCGACCGUUCAGCCCCCAAUGAAAGCGUAGGCAUGGAGGAGUUUUCUCAACCCAUCGGAGACAUUGGCUACUCCAGCGACUUUGCCAGCACUUCAACGGCGACUGCUGACUGAGGUUCGACUAGAUGGGUUGACAACAUGCCAACUUGGCCACGGGUCAUGUCUUGGCUCUCCGUCCUACGUCUGAAACGAAUAUCAAGCAGGCGGUGGCCGAGGCUGUUGUGAUUUCAUAGUAGACGGCGGCGGGGUUCAAAGAGCCAACGAGGGACGCGUGAUUCAAAGUUGAUUCGCUCUUGGGGACCGAUGUAAGGUCGCCUGUUGCGCAGGUCAAUACAGAGUACGUGAGCGAAGGAUGGAGUGUGGCUCUCAAGUCUUAGCUUCUCGCGAUACGUCUCGGGUCUCAGAAUGGCGACGUUCUCGCUACAAAGGCUGAACUACUAGUAGUCUUCGUGGAACGAUAGCCGUCGGAAGCUUUGUGCUUAGCGCCUUAAUGAUGGGAUGGAACGACGAAGGAGAAUGGCCAUCAAGAUAGGAAUCGAUCAAUGCAC